CUACUUACUUAUAAUUAUUGAUUAUCUUUCUAUUUCUCACAUCAUAGGAAAAUCGAGUGAGUUACUAGAGGCCACACAUUACGUAGGGUUCAAAAACAGCAAUAUGAACAAGAAAUUUGAAUUACAGAGGAGGUUCACUUUAAUCGAAUUAUAAUCAACAGUAUAAUUUAUAGCUGAAAAGUAAAACUGCAACCCCCAUUCAAAAUUUCCUGCCCAUAGAGUGAUUUUAGGAAGCUGAUGUGGCAGAGUGUUAAGCGGGGAAAAAAGAGUCCCGCCUGAUUUCAGAACCAAAAUACUCUCCACUACCCACUUUUUUCUCCUUCCAGGCCCACGUUCUCAUUUAAUUUGUAUAAAAAACUCUCCACUACCCACUUUUUUCUCCUUCCAAGCCCACGUUCUCAUUUAAUUUGUAUUAAUUUGUAUUUUUUAUUUCCGAUUUCCCUUCCUUCCACUCUUUCACCUCAUUCGAAUAAGUUUCUUGGCCUUCAGAAAACCAAACCUUGACUCAAUCAUCUGGUUCUUUUAUGUGUUUGCAUCUACCUUUGAUUUCCGUUCUCUAAGCGUUAUAUCGGUAUUGGUUUUGCCGUAAGUUAUUCUUCCUCUUUCAGAUUUCUGUUUGUUGUUGUCGCUGCUUUUAAGUUUUAGGGAUUCGGGUUCUGGGUUUUUUUUUUCCAGGGAUUCGGUUGCAAAGAUUCAUCUCCCUUACCUUUGGUUCAUUCCGUUUUCUUUAUUCUCUCUUACCUUCCUCGCUUCAUUCUGUUGAUUGGAUUCUCUAGAGAUCAAAAGGGGAUUUUUGAUUUUUCCCUUUCUCUUGAAAGUAACAAAGCUGCUUACUUUCCACUCCGCGCAGGUAUUGCUCCUCUCUCCCUUAUCCUCCCCAGUAUCCCUGCUUUGGAUUCUGGUCCAACUGCUUGUACUACGUCGGGAGGUGUGUGUUUUAAUAAGGCAGGGAGCUUGGCCGUCGACCCGUUCCUUUUGACCAUAGAUGCUUUGGGCUGGCAGUCAUUGGGGUUAAUACACUCCAAUUCUAACUUGCCUAUUCCUCCUGUGCAGAAUCCAAUCAUGGCACAUGUCACUGCUGACCAGGUGGUCCAAUUCUCAAUGGAGGAGGUCCAAUCCUCGAAAUAUCGUGCUUCUCAUUCAUUGCUGGGUAGAGUUUUCACGUCGAGGAGGAUCUCUACCACCGAACUGAGGGAUUCGGUGAUCUCUCCCUGGCUCAUUAAAGGGCGUAUCAGGGUGGUGCUGGCCAAACAAGGUUUGGUGGAGUUCAUGCUACCAAACGAAGAGGCCAAAAUUUGGGUGUUAAAGCGCACGCCUUGGGUCAUCAAUGACCAGAUUAUCCAUCUCCGGCCAUGGACCCCUACUGUAACGAAGCAGACGUUUGACGAACUGGCAAUUGCCCCAUUCAGGAUUCAACUAUGGGAUGUUAAAGAGGAUUGUUGUACGCAGCAGUUUGGAAGGAAAAUGGUGGGUGCUACGAUUGGACGAGUGCUGGAAUCAGGUGUUUUUGCCUGUCAAGAUACUGGUGCCUGGUUUGUAAAAGUCAAGGCACUUGUGGAUUUUACCAAACCCCUUCGUUCUCAGAUCUAUGCAGUGAAUGAUGAUACGGGGAACUUCUGGGUAAACUUAAAGUACGAGUACCUCCCUAGCUUCUGCUACCAGUGUGGUAGGGUGGGCCACUCUCUCCGUGCUUGUCCAUUUGACCCUCCUGUUCGGAAGGAAAGGUACGGACCUCACAUGGCCACCAGAAAAUUGGGGAUCCGCAUCUAUGACACGGAGGAGAGUAACCCAACUUAUCCGAGAGGCGCAAAGUCGGUUUGGGUUAAUAACUCCUACCGUGACCCUAAAGAAAGAAAGGUUGAGAGCAGCUUUGCUCAUGGUGGGGAAAUGCAGGCUUCUCCACCCCAAGUUCUACCUCGCCAACUUCAGGCCACCCCGCGGUGUGUAGACUCCCCUGGUCAGAUGGGGUUUAAUCGAAACCCGAGCCCUAGAGGCUUCCGUGUGUCGCGCUCGCCCUCGCUGAAGAUUGGCAGGUCGACGCGUCCGGUGCGGGCUCCGAUUGCUGCAGAGGCGAAGGAGAUGACCCCGAGUCGGCAAAAUGGGGGGCGGCGGAUCAAUGAAGCUCGGAAUCGUGAAGGGAAUGAACUGCUUCUGGAUAAUUCCCCUGAGGCAAUUAUUGGGAAGGAGGAAUCUCAAAAAGCGGCGGCUAUGAAUGAGGCUCAGGAUGCUCCGAAUAUCACUUACCGCCGACGACUUCUCUUGGAAGAUAUGGAAGACGACUUUGAGCCUCCACAGCUGGUGGAGAAGCACCCUGCGUUGGUGGAUGAUGGUGAAAGCAAAAAGGCGGGCCGCAAAUUGGUGAAAAAGGGCUGGGGAAACAGCCCGAAAAGCUGGCCCAAGGGAAGCCCAUCCCCCGCCCGGCCCGGAAAAAAUCUGGGUCCUCUCUGCCCCGCCCAGUAGAGGAGAGGACAGCGGCCCCUUUGGUGAAACCGCCUCGGUCAGGUAAGAAAAAAGGCAGACCAGA
Messenger RNA from Linum trigynum, 2524 nucleotides. NCBI's taxonomy places the organism in Eukaryota, Viridiplantae, Streptophyta, Magnoliopsida, Malpighiales, Linaceae. The record is from the annotation of a GenBank genome assembly.